CAAGCUUCCAUUCUCUCAGUAUUGCAUUUUUUUCCCAAAAUUUAGCUAGCACAGAGGAGAUAACGUCCGUUCCUCCUCUAUAUAUUGUCUAUGACCCUGAUCCUCUUUCUCAGUACAAAAACUGACAAAUAUGGUUCUGACUAGUAGGAAAGCCAAUAUGCCUAAUAAACCACACGUUAAUAGAAAACAACAUCUUCGUGGUAAAAACCAGAAGAAGAAAGUAUCAUUGAAGUUUACCAUUGAUUGUACACAUCCAGUUGAAGACAAUAUCAUGGAUGUUGCCAAUUUUGAAAAAUAUCUACAAGAACGUAUCAAAGUUCAUGGCAAAACAAAUAAUUUUGGCAAUAAUGUGUCCAUUGAAAGAAAUAAGAUGAAACUAUCUGUAAACAGUGAUACUGACUUUUCUAAAAGGUAUCUUAAAUAUUUGACAAAAAAAUAUUUAAAGAAAAAUAAACUACGUGAUUGGCUUCGUGUAGUUUCUAAAGAUAAAGAGAUUUAUGAACUGCGUUAUUUCCAAAUCAAUAGUCAAGAAGAUGAUGAUGAAGAAGAUGUGGAUUAAGUAUUUUUACUUUAAAUUGGUCUUACAUCUGUAAGAAUUGAAUAUCAAUAAAUAAAUAACAAAAAAUUCAGUUUUCAUUCUUACUUAUCUAGUGUAUUAUAAAAAAAGUGACUAUUAUUUAAUAUUAUAUUAAUACCUGGUUAUUCAUGUAAAUCAGAUAUUUUGUCUAUGAAUAUCCAAUAUAAAAACAGUUGAAAAUA
Messenger RNA from Phymastichus coffea, 759 nucleotides. RefSeq names its product large ribosomal subunit protein eL22-like. Bases 131 to 559 code for a protein of 142 amino acids. Lineage: Eukaryota; Metazoa; Arthropoda; Insecta; Hymenoptera; Eulophidae. Gene Ontology annotation, molecular function: RNA binding; structural constituent of ribosome. The transcript has 4 exons. Gene Ontology annotation, cellular component: ribosome. Gene Ontology annotation, biological process: cytoplasmic translation. The record is from RefSeq and is a predicted model, not a curated record.